GGCUAUCUCAGCUCUUUCACACACUCUCAACUAACUGUGUUGAACCCCCGUUACCGGGCAAUGUUUUAAGGGCUUAUUUCGGUCAGGGAAGGAUUGGAUCUACCAAACCUAACUCUAUACUAUUCACCUACACAGAAGACAGCAGACUUGAUCAGUUCACUUCCUGCGACACUUGGUCUUUCACUAUCCCACUGGUUACGGCCCCUAGAGUGAAAAAACUGUGAUUUUGGCCUCAAUUGUGAAGAUCCAUCCAUCUGUCCAGCACUUCUCUCCAUUCCUGCCCUCCCCCUCUUCCCCCCUCAUCCUGCACAGCUCAUGACAUCAGUGCAGCCAACAUGGCAUUCUCAUCACGCUUUUCCUUCUGGGAGCAAAAGGUCAAAGAAGAGGUCAGACCACCAGGCUCCAAGACUUCAAACCAGGGUUCAGACAGCGACAGUGGCAGUAUGAGUAUCCGCUCCCAGUCCGUGCCUAGUCUGGAGCCUUGCAGGGGCCUACUCUGCAGUAAAAGCCCUGAGCCGGCCAAGACACCACCCGGGGUCAGGGUCAGGAGUCCCUCACCACCCAGGGUACGCAGGGAUGUAAAGGUCCCUGAACGCUUCAAAAGUCCAGUGCCUCCGAUCCAGAUGCCAGCACAACGCUUCAGGAGCCCUGACCCACUCAGAGCUUCCAUGAUUAGCCCUGAGCCUGUGCUGAACGGGAACAGCAAGCCCAACGGAUCUGUUAAUGGAAGUGCUGUCAAUGGAAGCUCUGCCAACGGUAGUGCCAACCAGCCAGACCUGGACAACGAUGAUCAGAGCCUUACCCGCAAGAAGGUAGUGAAGGUGGUACGUCGAGUGGUGAGGAAGGUACUACCUGCAGAAGAGGAGUAUGCUCCAACUCCUGAGCCUACCAAACCUGCCCCUGAACCUCCUAAAUUGGUGCUAUCGCAAGUGCUAAGAUCUGUGCCCAAGGUCCCAAAGGUUCCACUGUUCUCUUUCAAGCACGACACCAUCAAGACAGAGGAGAAGGACAAUAUAUCAGCUGGGCUGGCCAGCCUCAUGGUCCGCGGGAGGACCAGGGACCGCCCUCGCACACGCAAAGAUGGGCCACCUGAAAAAAAACAGGAGGAAGCGGGGGAAAGAGAGGAAAAAGAAAGUCCAAAGUUGGUUGAUAUUAAAUCUAGCCUUAAAGUCGUCCCAGUUUCAAAACCGGAAGAUAAGACUCCCGUGUUGGCAGCACCUGCCAAAGUUCCUCCUACUGCCUCUACUUUGACCUUGGUUCCCUCCAAGUCUGCACCCGCAGGCUUCAUCCCUGCCUCAAAACCUUCCUCGCUCUCCCCUCCCGCAGGUUUCAUUCUACCACCAAAAUCAGCCUCCCUUAGCCCACCUGAUGGGUUUGUACCAGCACCAAAAUCAGCCCCCCUUUGCCCACCAAAUGGGUUUGUACCAGCACCAAAAUCUACCCCUCUUUCCCCUCCAGCAGGGUUUGCACCAGCCCCAAAAUACACUGCUGUUACUCCUUCAGCUAUCACUGUAGCUCCCAAAUCCUCUCCAGCCAUUCACCCGCCAUGCUUCGUCCCACCACUAAAAUCGACCCAUAUGUCCUCACCUGCCGGGUUCAUACCAGUCCCAAAAUAUAUACCCCUUUCCCCAUCUGCUGGUUUUGUCCCCUCUUAUAAAUCCUCCCCUGUCACUCCCCCUUCAGCAUCCGUUCCCACCUCCAAGUCCUCCUCCAGUACUUCCGCUGCAGGGUUCGUCCCAGACCCCAAGGCCUCGCAUCUCUACCCUAACCCUCCCAAGUCCUCGGCUCUCUCCCCUCCUCCUGCAGUCACUCCCAAGGCGAGUACCCUCUCUCCACCACCGGAGUUCAUUCCGCCCCCCAGACAGCCAACCGUGAAGAAGCCUGAGGUGAAGGCUUUGGCAACCUCUCCCCUGUCCUCUGUUCCCAUUGAGAAGGCUUCACCGCAGAACAAUUCAUCAACCAUUACCCCAAACAUUACCCAAAAGCUGGAGCCUGUGGUUCGUGCCUCAGCUCCGCUCCUUUCUUCGGCCCCAACCCCCCCUCAGGGACAGGUGGACGAGGACCCCGUGGCCAUCCUUCAGGCGUCUCACGCCGCUGCCCAACAAUCCAAGGUGAAGACAGAGGAGCAGAUAGCCACAGAGCAGGCAUGGUACGGCUCAGAGAAGGUCUGGCUGGUCCACAAGGAUGGCUUCUCCCUGGCGACACUGCUGAAGACUGAGGCGGGCUCCCUGCCGGAGGGGAAGGUGAAGAUCAAACUGGAACAUGACGGGACAAUCCUGGACGUAGAUGAGGAUGACGUGGAGAAGGCGAACCCCCCGUCGUUUGACCGCUCUGAGGACCUGGCCUCGCUGCAGUACCUCAAUGAGUCCAGUGUGAUGCACUCCCUGCGGCAGCGCUACGGGGGAAACCUCAUCCACACACACGCCGGGCCCAACAUGGUCAUCAUCAAUCCCCUCAGCGCUCCCUCCAUGUACUCAGAGAAGGUGAUGCACAUGUUUAAGGGGUGCAGGCGAGAGGACACGGCACCUCACAUCUAUGCGGUGGCUCAGUCGGCCUACAGGAACCUGUUGACCACGCGUCAGGAUCAGUCCAUUGUGCUGCUGGGGAAGAGCGGUAGCGGCAAGACCACCAACUGUCAACACCUGGUCCAGUACCUGGUCUCCAUCGCUGGCAGCACCGGAAAGAUCUUCUCUGGAGAGAAGUGGCAGGCAGUAUACACCAUCCUGGAAGCAUUUGGGAACAGCUCCACCUCCAUGAACACCAACGCCAGCCGCUUCUCUCAGAUUGUCUCUCUGGACUUCGACCAGGCUGGCCAGGUGGCCUCCGCAUCCAUACAGACCAUGCUGCUUGAGAAGCUGAGAGUGACCAAACGGCCGGAGACUGAGUCCACCUUCAACGUCUUCUACUACAUGAUGUCCGGAGCUGACAGCACUCUCAGAACGGAGUUGCACUUUAACCACUUUGCAGAGAACAGCGCAUUUGGAAUUGUGCCUCAGUCUAAACCAGAGGACAAACAGAAGUCAUCUCAGCAGUUCACCAAGCUGCAGGCAGCCAUGAAGGUGCUGGGCAUCUCAGUGGAGGAGCAGAGGGCUCUGUGGCUCAUCCUGGGGGCCAUCUACCACCUGGGGGCAGCAGGGGCCACCAAAGAGGCUGGCGAAGCUGGCCGUAAGCAGUUUGCCCGUCAUGAGUGGGCCCAGAAGGCAGCCUACCUGCUGGGCUGCACCCUGGAGGAGCUCUCCUCUUCCAUCUUUAAGCACCAGGCCAAGGGGCCCAUGCAGAGGUCCACCUCCUUCCGUGGGGGGCCCGACGAGGCCGGCGCAGGAGACAGCUCAGGCUCUAAGAUCACAGCCCUGGAUUGUUUGGAGGCCAUGGCUUCAGGCCUGUACUCAGAGCUCUUCACCCUCGUUAUCUCCCUUGUCAACAGAGCUCUGAAGUCCAGUCAGCACUCACUGUGCUCUCUGCUCAUCGUGGACACACCGGGUUUCCAGAACCCUCGUAUGGCCAAGCGGCAGCGUGGUGCCACCUUCGAGGAGCUGUGCCACAACUACGCCCAGGAGCGCCUGCAGACUCUGUUCCACGAACGCACCUUUGUACAGGAGCUGGAGAGAUAUAAGGAGGAAAACAUAGAGCUUGCAUUAGAUGACAUAGAGUCCAGUACCUCAAUGUCUGUAGCAGCUAUAGACCAAGCAUCUACUCAAGCGCUGGUGCGCACCCUUGCAAGGACAGAUGAGGCUCGAGGUCUGCUGUGGCUGAUGGAGGAGGAGGCUGUGCAGCCAGGGGGCUCUGAGGACACUCUGCUGGAGAGACUCUUCAGUUACUACGGCCCUGACCAGGGGGACAACAAAGGACACGCCCUGCUCCUGAAGAGCGACAAGCCGCAUCACUUCCUGUUGGGCCACAGCCACGGGACAGACUGGGUGGAGUACGAUGCUCAGGGUUGGCUGAGCCACGCCAAGCAGAACCCCGCCUCCCAGAAUGCUGCCACUCUGCUGCAGGACUCACAGAAGAAGAACAUCAGCAGUCUGUUCUCUAGUCGUAGUGGAGGGCCCACAGUGCUGUCUGGCUCUAUCGCAGGGUUGGAGGGGGGAUCUCAGCUGGCCCUCCGCAGAGCCACUAGCAUGAGGAAGACCUUCACAACCGGUAUGGCUGCCGUGAAGAAGAAGAGCCUCUGCAUCCAGAUCAAACUGCAAGUGGAUGCUCUGCUGGACACAGUACGCAGGUCCAGAGUUCACUUUGUCCACUGCCUACUGCCCAAGGCAGAUGCGGUGGGGGUGGGUGGCGAGCCGCGCGUGGCCCACGGAGAAAGCUGCGACUCAGGCCUCAUGCAGCUGGAUGUGGGCCUUCUGAGGGCUCAGCUCCGUGGAUCGAAGCUUAUUGACGCGCUGCGCAUCUACAGGCAAGGAUACCCUGAUCACAUGGUGUUCUCUGAAUUCCGUCGCCGCUUCGAUGUGUUGGCACCCCACCUGACCAAAAAGCACGGGCGCCACUACAUCGUCACAGACGAGAAGCGGGCUGUGGAGGAGCUGUUGGAGUCUCUGGACUUGGAGAAGAGCAGUUACCACAUGGGCCUGAGCAGGGUGUUCUUCAGAGCUGGGACCCUGGCCAAACUGGAGGAGCAGAGGGACGUCCAGACCAGACGCAACAUCACCAUGUUCCAGGCUGCCUGCAGAGGAUACCUGGCCAGACAGGCCUUCAAGAAGAGGAAGAUCCAGGACCUGGCUAUCCGCUGCAUCCAGAAGAACAUCAAGAAGAACAAGGGAGUGAAGGGCUGGGCCUGGUGGAAGGUGUUCACCACAGUACGCCCCCUUAUAGAGGUCCAGCUCACAGAGGAGCAGAUACGUGGCAAAGACGAGGAGAUUCAGCAGCUGAAAGGGAGGCUGGAGAAGGUGGAGAAGGAGAGGAACGAGCUGAGACUCAACAGUGACCGCCUGGAGAGCCGGAUCACAGAGCUGUCGUCGGAGCUGGCAGACGAGAGGAACACAGGAGAGUCGGCCUCUCAGCUGCUGGAGUCUGAGACCUCAGAGAGACUGAGACUGGAGAAAGACAUGAAGGACCUGCAGACUAAGUUUGACUCGAUGAAGAAGUCUAUGGACUCUAUGGAGAUGGAGGUGAUGGAGACCAGACUCCUCAGAGCCUCCGAGCUCAACGGAGAGAUGGACGACGACGACACAGGGGGAGAGUGGAGACUGAAGUAUGAGAGAGCCAUCAGAGAGAUCGAGUUCACCAAGAAGAGGCUCCAGCAGGAGUUUGAUGACAAGCUGGAGAUUGAGCAGCAAAACAAACGACAGCUGGAGAGGAGGCUAAGUGACCUCCAGGCAGACAGUGAAGAGGUGCAGCGUACGGCCCAGCAGCUGAAGAAGAAGUGUCAGAGAUUGACGGCUGAGCUACAGGACACCAAGCUACACCUGGAAGGCCAGCAGAGCCGCAACCAUGACCUGGAGAAGAAACAGAGGAAGUUUGACUCCGAGCAGAACCUGUCUCAGGAGGAGGUUCAGAGGGAGAAGAAUAUUAGAGAGAUGCUGAGCAGAGAGAAGGACAUGCUGACUGGAGAGGUGUUUAGCCUACGACAGCAACUGCAGGACAAGGACCUGGAGAUGUGUGCGCAGAAUGUGAAGUUAGAACAGCUGGAGGCGGAGCUGCUGGACCUGUCGUCCCAGGAGACCAAGGAUGAGGCGUCGCUGUCCAAGGUGAAGAAGACGAUGCGUGACCUGGAGGCCAAGGUCAAAGACCAGGAAGAGGAGCUGGAUGAACAGGCCGGAACUAUACAGAUGCUGGAGCAGGCUAAGCUGCGUCUGGAGAUGGAGACAGAGAGACUGCGCCAGACACACUCCAAGGAGAUUGAGAGUAAAGAUGAGGAGGUGGAGGAGAUCAGACAGUCCUGCAGUAAGAAGCUGAAGCAGAUAGAAGUCCAGCUGGAGGAGGAGUAUAAUGACAAACAGAAGGUCCUACGUGAGAGGAGAGAACUGGAGACCAAGCUGCUGUCUGCCCAGGACCAGGUGAACCCCAGAGACGUGGAGACAGAGAAGAGGCUGAGGAAGGAUCUGAAGCGCACCAAGGCCCUGCUGGCCGACGCCCAGAUCAUGCUGGACCACAUGAAGAACAACGCCCCCAGCAAGAGAGAGAUUGCCCAGCUCAAAAACCAGCUGGAGGAGUCAGAGUUCACUUGCGCGGCAGCAGUGAAGGCCCGUAAAUCUAUGGAGGUGGAGAUUGAGGACUUGCAUGUGCAGAUGGACGACAUCUCCAAAGCCAAACAGGCUCUGGAGGAGCAGUUGAGCAGGCUGCAGAGAGAGAAGAAUGAUCUGCAGUCUCGUAUGGAGGAGGACCAGGAGGAUAUGAACGAGCUCAUGAAGAAGCACAAGUCAGCUGUCUCCCAGUCAACUCAGAACCUAGCCCAGAUCUCUGACCUACAAGCCCAGCUGGAGGAGGCCCUCAAGCAGAAGCAGGAUGUCCAGGAGAAGCUCUCGGCACUGCAAAGCCAGCUGGAGUUCCAGGAGACUUCUAUGGUGGAGAAGUCUCUGGUCAGCAGGCAGGAGGCCAAGAUCCGAGAGAUGGAGACCAAGAUGGAAUUUGAGAAGACGCAGGUCAAACGCUUGGAGAGCCUGGUGGCCCGUCUGAAGGAGAACCUUGAGAAGCUAACAGAGGAGCGGGAUCACCGCAGCACCAGCGAGACCCGGGAGAAGGAGCAGAACAAGCGGCUCCAGAGACAGAUCAGAGAUAUCAAGGAGGAGAUGGGAGAGCUGGCCAAGAAGGAGGGAGAGGCCAGCCGCAAGAAACAUGAGCUGGAAAUGGAUAUUGAAAGCUUGGAGGCAGCCAAUCAGAGCCUGCAGGCAGACCUUAAACUAGCCUUCAAGAGGAUUGGUGACCUCCAGGCUGCCAUCGAAGAUGAGAUGGAGAGUGACGACAACGAGGACCUCAUCAACAGUUUACAAGACAUGGUGACAAAGUAUCAGAAAAGAAGGAACAAAACUGAGGGAGACUCAUCUGACUCGGAGGUGGAAGACCGUGUGGACGGGGUCAAGUCCUGGCUGUCCAAAAACAAAGGCUCGACCAAGAACCUCUCAGAUGACGGCAGCCUCAAGAGCGCCAGAUUUGCUGUAAACGUAGACGCAGAGGAAGGGAAAGAGUGGAAAGAGGGUAAGGAAUGGAAAGAGGGCAAAGAGAAAGCGGUAGAUCAGAACAGGCCGGUGUCUGUGAUGAGUUCCCUGAGCUACAGGAAGCGCUCCAACAUCAAUGACUCCAUCGGAGGUAAAGGGGACGACAGCUCCCUCUUCAGUUCCCUCAAGAAUGACCAGGAGUCCCAGGAGUCUAUCUCCUCCUUCCGUAAGGCCAAGCCCAAAGGCUCCUUACCCCAGGAUGACUCCUACUCAGUCAGCUCCAGCUCCUGGAGGAAGUCCCAGACUGGGAACGAUGAUGGCCGUGGUUCGGUUAUCUCCCAGGCCUACACUGAAGCCACCAGCAGGGCUAGGAAGGGCAUGGACAGCCGCUGGGGAGACUUCGACAAAGAGUCCACCGUGUCCUCCAUGGUCCCCAGCCGGGCCUCCGUCGCCACCACGUGCCGUGGCCUGAGCCCAGACGACACCAUUCCCAGUCCCCUGAGCCGCCGCAGCAGCACCUCUCUCAGUCGCCGUUCUGGGGGCAGGAGCCCUGGCAGUGUGAGCUGUGCUGACUCACGCAUAUCGGACUUCCGCAGCUGCCGCCUUAGUGAGUUUGAUGACAUGGAGGACAGGCACAGCGUGGCCCUCACCGAGCGCUCCUCGGCCUACAGCUCCCACUCCUCCACGGGACGCAGCCUGUCCAUGCCCCCGCCACACGCCCGCUCCUCCUACAGAGAUGAUGACGAGCUCCCUGACACCUCGGACGUCAAGCCGGCCACCGUCGGCCACCGCAACUACCUGGACCCCGACCUGGAGAAGGCCAUCAACGAGGUGCUGAACUUCAAACCCAUCAAGUUCAAACGCACCAGCCUGGAAGACUCAGAGGCUGAGGCAGGGAGGAAAGAGGAUGAUACAGAGGAUGACAGGAAGGGUGUGCUUAGUGUCAGGGGGAGUGGCGACCGGGAGGUGAACAGCGGGCGCAGCACCAGCAGUCUGAGACGGUCCGCGUCGGCUGUGGACUGUAGGAGGUCCUCGAGCAGCAUGAGCAGCCACAGUCGCAGCCACAGUCGCAGACACAGCCGCAGCAACAGUCGCAGCAACAGUCGCAGCCACAGCCGCAGCCACAGUCGCAACAGCGGCAAGAAGAGCCAAGGUAAGAAGAAGAAGAAGAGGAGGGGCCACGGCUCCGAGUCAGACAGCUCCAAUGAUGACCGCCGCAGCAGGAAGGGCAGCUCCAAGAAGAAGGACAAGAAGUCCAAAAAGGAGACUUCUUCCUCAUCCUCAGAUUCAGAGUCUGACUCAGAGUCUGGCUCCAGUUCAGGUGCCUCCACCGUCUCCUACAAAAGCACCAACAGCGUGAAAAGAGCCCCUGGCCGCCAGGCCUCUAGCCCAGAGGGGGAGAGGGAGGCGGGGACACCUGCUGAGGGGAGGCCCCCUCCUGACAAGAAGGAGGAGAAGAAUAGGAAGAAGAAAGUGGACAACCUGAUGAUGAAAUAUCUGUACAGACCGGACAGUGACUGAGGCUGGCAUCCUCCUAGCCGAAGACGGUUCUGCUUUGACAAAUCUGACGAAGAAGAGGAAGAAAAAAAAGGUGGUGUGUCCCGAGGGUCCUACCGCUCCAGAAACACACGGGGCAGCUACCUG
Molecule: messenger RNA, 8738 nt
Organism: Oncorhynchus kisutch (coho salmon)
Lineage: Eukaryota; Metazoa; Chordata; Actinopteri; Salmoniformes; Salmonidae
Product: unconventional myosin-XVIIIa
Exons: 47
Coding region: 336-8615 (2759 amino acids)
Biological process (GO): actomyosin structure organization
Cellular component (GO): myosin II complex; myosin filament; cytoplasm
Molecular function (GO): ATP binding; actin filament binding; cytoskeletal motor activity
Source: RefSeq, a predicted model, not a curated record